AUGACGACAAGUGAUGAAACGGCCAAUUUUUGUCAUGACCACUAUGAACAUCCUUUAUUGUGGUGUGAGGAGAAGAAACGUUUAAUUGAGCGUAAAAAUGCUGAGGAAAGUUUACGUAUGUGGCGUCGCCGUAAGGCUGAGGAAAUGGCACGGAAAGAACGUGAAAAACAGGAGUAUUUUGACCUUUAUUUAAAACACUGCCCUUGGGGACGUCCUGGUGGAGGAGCACCUAAUGUAGAUGUUAGACGCAAAGAUAUAACUGCCGUUGGUUUGCAUUCAACACCAACAAUUAACAUGCCAAAUCGUUUGAUAUCUUUACAACCACCGUGUCGAUAUAGUGAUUAUUUUUCCAAACAUAGAAAAUGUCAUGAUCCUGCUGCAAUUUAUCAUCAUCAUCAUCAUGCACCACGUGUCACCACACAUGCACAUACAGUUCAUCAUAUAACCGAUACAAUACGUCCAGCAAUUGCUGGUAGUACUGUGACAAUAUGUGAGCGGGAAGGACCUGGUACACUUACUGUACCAAGUAAAACCAAAAAUGGUGAGAGACAUGUCGAUAUAGAAGUACGUUAUAAACCUACUAUUGGUAAAGGAAAACCCAUGCUGGAAAAAAUUGUAGUAACUGAAACAGAUAAAUGUCCAUUGGCGCCAGCACAACAAAGUGAGGCGACAAAAAGUCCACAAAAGAAAAAGCAAAGUUUCAAAAUGGAUAAGGCGGGUAGUAAAGAUCCUUGGGGUAAACCUGGACCAGGUGGUAAGCCUUGGCGUAGUCCUAAAGCAGCUGGAAGUACUUUCAUGAAAUCCAUGGGUUGGACAAAUAAAGAAGUAUUAAAGGAACUUGAUCAAGACAAUCCUGCCACACCUGCUGAGAAGAACACUUUUCGUAAAUCGCGUAGCAAUAAAAAGUUGCAGAGAUGUUGUGCAAUGUGCACUUGUACAUGUCCAGCGAUGAUGUCUGGUGCACUCAAAUCAACACAUAAAAAACCACAACAUAGUUCUCCAACAAAAGUAGAACCUAAUCCAAUUUUAACUGGUAAGAUAUGUCCACGAUUUAUGCGUCGUUGCGUGCCAGAUGUUAUUCCAGGUGCUGUAGAUAACAGCCGAACGACCACAGACAACACAACAAGCACAUCAAAUCUGCCAGGCGGAGGAGUUGAGUUGGUGCCACUCUUGGCACGUCGACGUGCCAAAAAUCGUCCCAUUAGUUUGUCCAGUACUGAUGUAACGAAACGGACUGCAUCUCAUGAUAGGUACGCAAUAAAUUUAAUAACAAAAAAAAAAUAUUUAUACAAAUCUGCUAGUAUGAAAGUCAUAUCUUUCUUUGGAUUAGCGACAGCAGAUCCCGCCGCUGACUUGCGCUAUUUACGGGAGUUGAAUCAGCAAAUCACGGACAGACGUCGUUCCAUCACACGUUCCCAUCAACUCGAGCAAGAACUGUGCAACAGACAUUUCGAAACUUUCGACACAUACUGGGGUCGUCCAGGCCAUGGUGCACCCACUGGAGUAAAGAACAAAUUAAAAUUGAAUGAAUUGCUCUACGGAGUCGAAGACUGCACAGACUAAGAAACACAAUACUGAAGCAGUGCAAGAAGUGAAAGUAAUGCAAGGGGAACAAUGAAUA
Molecule: messenger RNA, 1621 nt
Organism: Teleopsis dalmanni
Lineage: Eukaryota; Metazoa; Arthropoda; Insecta; Diptera; Diopsidae
Exons: 8
Coding region: 1-1563 (520 amino acids)
Source: RefSeq, a predicted model, not a curated record